Pimephales promelas (fathead minnow) is the source of this 2232-nucleotide messenger RNA. It is a transcript of the gene zbtb16a, whose product is annotated as zinc finger and BTB domain containing 16a. Gene Ontology annotation, molecular function: protein binding; RNA polymerase II cis-regulatory region sequence-specific DNA binding; DNA-binding transcription factor activity, RNA polymerase II-specific. The record is from RefSeq and is a predicted model, not a curated record. Gene Ontology annotation, biological process: regulation of transcription by RNA polymerase II. NCBI's taxonomy places the organism in Eukaryota, Metazoa, Chordata, Actinopteri, Cypriniformes, Leuciscidae.
UGCGCGCGCGAGAGAGAUAGAGCGGGUACUGUGAACUGCGUUACUAUGCUACAGUCCUAAUAACCGCACGCUCGGAAGCCAAACGUGCAACACAGGUGAGAUUGACCUUAUCUUGUUUACAAAGAUAACUGAACAGACUGCUACGUGGAAAGAAAGACUCAUGAGUUGGCAGUGUGGAUUUCAGAGACGUUAUGGAUUUGACUAAAAUGGGUAUGAUCCAGCUCCAGAACCCCAAUCACCCCAAUGCCCUGCUGCACAAGGCUAAUCAAAUGCGCCUGGCCGGCACACUGUGUGACGUGGUCAUCAUGGUGGACGGCCAGGAGUUCCACGCUCACCGGACUGUGCUGGCCUGCACCAGUAAGAUGUUCGAGAUCCUAUUUCACCGCAACAGCCAACAUUACACUCUGGACUUUCUCUCACCAAAGACCUUCCAGCAGAUUCUGGAGUACGCCUAUACUGCCACGCUCCAAGCUAAAGUGGAGGAUCUGGAUGACCUGCUGUACGCAGCAGAGAUCUUAGAAAUAGAGUACUUGGAGGAGCAAUGCCUGAAGAUACUGGAGACCAUCCAGUCGUCAGAUGAAAAUGACACGGAGGUCAACAUGAACGAUGGCGGCACAGAAGACGACGAGGAACGCAAGGGACGGCACGCCAGGAACCUGGGGGGUUCGAAAAAGCAUUCCGUGGAGGAAGGCGGCUACGGGUCGGCUGCCCAGCAAGCACUGGGGCUGCCAGGAAUGGUGGAUCAGAGUCCCUCGGUCUCCACCUCUUUCGGCCUCUCCACCAUGAGCCCAACCAAAGCAGCCGUGGACAGCCUAAUGAGCAUCGGCCAGUCCCUCCUGCAGAGCACCAUGCACCCCGGAGUGGGUGCAGAGCAUCCCCUGCAUGGCAAUUCCCACCCCAUGUUGGGAGAGAUCAAGACGGAGAUGAUGCAAGUAGAUGACAGCAGAGAGCAUGAGAGCUCUAAAGCCAUGGAAUCCAGCGCCUCCAGCAACGGCGAACGCAGCGGAGAGUCCGACAAGAACCGCGACGGGCCCGGCACCCCCACCAGGAGCAGCGUGAUCACCAGUGCCCGUGAGCUGCACUAUGUCAGGGAGGAAGGUAUGGGUGACCAGCAGGCUGAGGUCAGCCAAAUGGGCUUGGAGGCCAUGGCGGGGAUGACCGAAAAACACUUGGCGUCACUCUACGGCAUUCCCCCUAACCACAAGAACGAAGCGAUGCUCUCUAUGCCCGCCUCCAUGGCCUCAUCCUUGCACAUGUCCCCAGCCCUGGCCAUGUCCAUGGACUUCAGUGCCUACGGGGGCUUGUUGCCUCAGAGCUUCAUCCAGAGGGAGUUCUUCAGCAAGCUCGGCGAGUUAGCUGCCGGGAUGAAGCCUGACGGCCGCGUCCCGAACGAGCGCUGCAACGUGUGUGGUGCCGAGCUGCCUGACAAUGAGGCGGUGGAGCAGCACAGGAAGCUGCACAGCGGAAUGAAGACCUAUGGAUGUGAGCUUUGUGGAAAGCGCUUCCUAGACAGUCUGCGCCUAAGGAUGCACUUGCUGUCUCACUCAGCUGGUGAGAAAGCCAUCGUCUGUGACCAGUGUGGAGCUCAGUUCCAGAAGGAAGAUGCUCUAGAGGCCCACCGGCAGAUCCACACAGGAUCCGACAUGGCCAUCUUCUGUUUGCUGUGCGGGAAGCGCUUCCAGACGCAGACGGCUCUGCAGCAGCACAUGGAGGUCCACGCAGGCGUGCGCAGCUACAUCUGCAGCGAGUGCAACCGCACAUUUCCCAGCCACACCGCACUCAAGCGCCAUCUCCGUUCACACACAGCAGGUGACCACCCCUUUGAAUGCGAAUUCUGCGGAAGCUGCUUCCGAGACGAGAGCACGCUGAAAGGACACAAGCGCAUCCACACCGGAGAGAAGCCCUAUGAAUGUAACGGCUGCGGCAAGAAGUUCAGCCUCAAACACCAGCUAGAGACCCACUACCGUGUCCACACAGGUGAGAAGCCGUUUGAGUGCAAGCUCUGCCACCAGCGCUCCAGGGACUACUCGGCCAUGAUCAAACACCUGCGCACCCACAACGGAGCCUCUCCGUACCAGUGCACCAUCUGCCUGGAAUACUGCCCCAGCCUCUCCGCCAUGCAGAAGCACAUGAAGGGCCACAAGCCUGAAGACAUCCCCCCGGACUGGAGGAUAGAGAAGACUUACCUAUACCUCUGCUAUGUCUGAAUGGGGGGGGAUAGCGGGGAGGGAA